Messenger RNA from Micropterus salmoides (largemouth bass), 3457 nucleotides. RefSeq lists its product as uncharacterized. Lineage: Eukaryota; Metazoa; Chordata; Actinopteri; Centrarchiformes; Centrarchidae. The transcript has 9 exons. Gene Ontology annotation, cellular component: mitochondrion. The record is from RefSeq and is a predicted model, not a curated record. Bases 232 to 2043 code for a protein of 603 amino acids. Gene Ontology annotation, biological process: anterograde axonal transport.
ACCACUUCUCUCAGUCAUCUUCCGUCUCUGCCGUGGUGUUAAAGACUCUUCAUACAUUGGAGCUUGUCGUAGUGGCAUCAACCACCCUUCAUACACGGGCACCGGACAACAUUGCGCAACAGAGGGCAGGUCUGUUCUCCGCCUCCACGCACGUUUCUCUGACUAGAUCACACCAGCCAUUCUUCCAGCGUUUGCUGAAGCAUUUCCACCGUAGCCCCUCGGAGAGCAGCGAUGUUUUCCUGCAGAGCGGCCUGGCAAAGGUGUGGGCCUUUGGCUCGGAGAGCCCCCCACAGGUUGCCCCGGGAUGUUGUGCAGCGGCGGCCCAUGUCGUCAGUUCCUGGCGGGUCCGGGGAGAACAUAGUCUACGCCGUGCUGUGUGGGGGAGCCUUUGCUGGUGCUUUGUCAUACGCAUACAGCACUGUGUCCACAGACAGCGCUAGGUUCAAUGAUCGCAUUGCGGAAAUCAAUGCCAGACCCAAGACUGAGUGGGUACCUAAACCAUGGCCACCUAAGGGCAAGGACGAUGCAGAGGGUGGAGAGGAGGAGGAGGAGGCAGCACCUGAGGAGGCCAGUGUCGAGGCCGAGGUUGGCAAAGUAGAGGCCGCUGCUGAUGGUGAGGCAGAGACUGUAGUGGAGGAAGUUGCUGAGGCAGUUGCAGAGGCUGCUGAGGUCCUUGCCGAGGCGGCGCCCGAGGUGGCGGAGGUCGUUGCAGAGGUGGCGGAGGUCGUUGCAGAGGCUGCGCAGGAAGUGGAGGCAGCCGCAGAAGAAGUGGCCCAAGUUGCAGAAGUUGUUGAGGAGGCCGCCAAAGCUGUUGAGGAGGCCGCCCAGGCUGUCUCAGAACCAGCCGCCAUCACCACUGAGGAGCCUGAAAGCAACGUGCUGCUGGCAACUGCCUCUACUGUAGAGGUACUGAAGACAGCUGAAGCCAAGGAAGAGUUGGCACCCGCCAUAGAGGACGCCAAAGAGGAAGAGUCUUCGCCACCAGUAGAAGAAAAGCCUGUUGAAGAAAUUGCAUCAGUAGAAGAGGCCCCUGCGCCAGUGGAGGUCGCACCAGCAGAAGAAGAGGCCCCUGCGCCAGUGGAGGUUGCACCAGUAGAAGAGGCCCCCGCGCCAGUGGAGGUUGCACCAGCAGAAGAAGAGGCCCCUGCGCCAGUGGAGGUCGCACCAGCAGAAGAAGAGGCCCCCGCACCAGUGGAGGUUGCACCAGUAGAAGAAGAGGCCCCUGCACCAGUGGAGGUUGCACCAGCAGAAGAAGAGGCCCCCGCACCAGUGGAGGUUGCACCAGUAGAAGAAGAGGCCCCUGCACCAGUGGAGGUUGCACCAGUAGAAGAAGAGGCCCCUGCACCAGUGGAGGUUGCACCAGUAGAAGAAGAGGCCCCUGCGCCAGUGGAGGUUGCACCAGUAGAAGAAGAGGCCCCCGCGCCAGUGGAGGUUGCACCAGUAGAAGAGGCCCCCGCACCAGUGGAGGUUGCACCAGUAGAAGAAGAGGCCCCUGCACCAGUGGAGGUUGCACCAGUAGAAGAAGAGGCCCCCGCGCCAGUGGAGGUUGCACCAGUAGAAGAAGAGGCCCCCGCGCCAGUGGAGGUUGCACCAGUAGAAGAAGAGGCCCCCGCGCCAGUGGAGGUCGCACCAGUAGAAGAAGAGACCCCCGCGCCAGUGGAGGUCGCACCAGUAGAAGAAGAGGCCCCCGCGCCAGUGGAGGUUGCACCAGCAGAAGAAGAGGCCCCCGCGCCAGUGGAGGAGGCCCCCGCAGCAGUAGAACCUGAUGUUACCACAGCUCUGGCUGAAGAACCAGUCACCACCACAGUUGUGGAAGAAGUUGCUGCACGCCCUACAGCUGAAGUAGCUCCUGCGGAGACCCUGGCAGAAGGUCCCAAGAAAGAGUUCAUUGUUGUGGUUCUGGAAGGAACACCUAAAGCGGAAAAACGGCCCAAGGUGCUGGGAGUAGGGCCCAUGACUGGUAAAAUCAUCCCAGGUCCAGAUGAUGACGAUGCCCCUGCUUCUGAGGGUAGGCGACGUCUUCUUAGGAUGCAAAUGCAGUAGUUUCAACUAAGUAAACUUCUCCUGAAUGACUUUGUCCUGCAAAAGAAGAGGAUGUGCCUUUCUCCAACGCUUUCCCUUUCUCCUUUUUACCCCUAAAAACACAACAGACUAAUACGUAGUUCCAGUGUAAAGAUACACAGAGUAUGUAUUGCUUAGAACAUGCCAGCUUAAUGGAACGGUCAUCCCAUCAUAUUAGCAGUGCCCAUAUGGCCCAUUACUGUGACACUCCCCACUGACUUAUAUGUCUUGACUCAGAGAUCCCUGAUGAGCCCGGUCAGUAGCUGAACAGAUGUCUGGUUUAUCUUUUAGUUGCCUCACUAACAGUUUUUGUAACUUCGUAACCUGCUUACUGCUGAGCCAUUCACUCCAACCCAUGUUUACUGCCUCAAGAAUCACCCCAGUGGAAUACAUUGAAACUCCUCACCACAUCCAGUUAACCCAGUCACUGCCCAGCCACUUGGGGUGUGAGCUUACAGUGUUAUAUCUUAAAGCAAGGAGUGUUUUGAGUCACCAGCAUUCUUUACAGUACCUGACCUCAGGUUUUUUUCUUCUGCUUCUCGGUGUGAAAAUAAGCAGCAGGAAACACUUGCUAUAUUUUAUCUUUAUGAAGACACCUGAGCACGCUGGUUCAGCAGCCCAUGUACUGUAGCUACCGUCCUACCUCAGUUUCUCCUGUUCCAGUCUUUAAAAUGACCCCUCGUGAUUCUAUCACAGUGUUACAGUUCCCAAGCCAGCAACACACUUGCUAAGUCACUAACUACAAUAAGCUGUACUAUGAUCACAGACACCUGUGAAACUAAAGGUAUUUACAGUUUUAAAUGCUUGUUAAAUUGUGAAACAAAGAAAACUGCUCUCAUCGGGUUAAAACUCUAAAGCAUAUUUCACUUCUGGCCACCCAGUUGGUGAUGUCACAGCAGGUAUUUUUCCCUUCACAGCUGUUAGAAAAGCUUUUCUUGUUUUGUUCUAGCAGUGAGUCCCAUGUGGAUGUGUAAUGUAAAGGCUUGCAGCAAGUAUGAACAGUCAUGAUACUGAUGUGCUGGUGUGACAUGAAAUGUGUGUUUGGAAAGCGAAGCAGUAUGUCUGAAGAGAGGUCUGUGAAAUGCUUUGACAGCUCUGUAGUCCGCUCUUCCUUGAUUCCCUCUUUCAGACUUUCUCACUUUUACUAUAGACUUCCUGGCUUUCUCAGCUUGGCACAUGGUCAUUGAAACAGAUCUGAAAUCACUGGGGGGAGAAUCGGUGUUGGUAUGUAUUUUAAUAAUUAGAUUCAGAAAAUUACACUCCUUGGUGCUCGCAAGCAGGUUUCUGUAAUAGGAUGUGAGUGAAUGUCUUUGACUUAGCAAAGGACAUAAACUGUGACUGUUCCACAUAUUAUUGUUUUUCUUGGUUUUGCAAAAUAAAAAGGGAUAAAACUGGA